This is a messenger RNA of Haliotis rubra (blacklip abalone), 2200 nucleotides long. Its product is annotated as probable serine/threonine-protein kinase clkA. Lineage: Eukaryota; Metazoa; Mollusca; Gastropoda; Lepetellida; Haliotidae. The record is from RefSeq and is a predicted model, not a curated record. Bases 83 to 2200 code for a protein of 705 amino acids. The transcript is spliced from 2 exons.
GUGCUUUAAAAGACGGACACUGCCGGCGAGUCUCCACACUUGGAUCUCAUCUCCAGACAGAGAAACACCUGUGGGAGUCAAGAUGAAGAGUUUCUCCAUUGCCGUCAUCGCCAUCUGUGUGGCUGCUGCCACAUGCGACUACCUCGACAACUAUGGCGCCGCCGCCAACAACGGCCACCUGUCAGCCGGCGUCAACAACUACGGGAAAGGACAAUACGCUAAUCAAAACACUGACCAGAAAUACAACACAUACGACAACGCCGCCAACAACUACAACAAAGCUGCCAACAACUACGCCAGCCACGGCAGCAACUACUACAAAGCAGCUGAUAAAGCCGGCGCCAAGGGAGACGCUGCCUCCAACUAUUACGGAAACAAGGCCGCCGCCCACGCCAAUAACGCUUACGGUGACGCCGGACACGCCAACAAAGCCGGCUACCACGACGCCGCCGCCAACCACUACGACAGGAAAGACAACGCCGCAAGAGCUGCUGCUUACAACAACCACGCCAACAACAACUACUACAACAAGGGGGACGUUUUCAACACCGAUGUCAACUACGGCUUCGACAAGAAAUACAACAAAAACUCCAACGAGGAUGGUGACUACGAAAUCCUUGACACAAGCAGUGCUCACAACCUCGGCGACUACCGUGAUCACAGUGGAGCCGCCAACUACGCCAGCCGCGACCACGCCAACAAAAAAUACGCCGCCGAUGCCGCACACGCUCAGAAGGGCAAUGGGUACGGACAUGGCGCUGCAGCAAAGCAAUACGGAAACGGUAAAUACGGUGCCGCAACCAGCCACGCUGCCAACAACGGUGCUGCUAACCACGCCGCUGCUGCCAAGUUGAGCGAAGCUGCUGGAAGCAACAAAUACUACGACAACGCUCACGACGCUUCCAAAGAUCAGUACGACAACUUCGCCAAAAAGAACGCCGUCUACGACAGAAACAGCGUCGCUAACGCCGCUGCACAAGCUGCACACAACCUCGCUGGACACGGCAACCACGGCGUCUACGGAACACGCGGAUUCUCUGGUGUCGUAGGCACUGGAGGUGUCGGAAAAGGCAACGGUUACGGGAACAACUACGGCAACGGUUACGGCAAAGGUCAACAAUAUGGUCAACAAUACGGUCAGCAAUAUGGUCAACAAUAUGGUCAGAACGGACACGGUCUGUACGACAACGCCGCCCAGGGUCAACACGCCAACCAUUAUGAUUCCGCUGCCAAUGCUGCCAAUGUCAGGAAUGGUAAAUAUGGAUCUCACCUGAAUGAUUACCAGAGAAACAAUGCCGGCGCUGCCUACCACAGGAACGGCUACAACAACGCUCAAGGCAACGACUACUACAAAUCCGGUGCUGCUGCUGACAAGAACAACGCCUACAGAUCCAACACCGAUGCUGCUGCAUCUGACAGACACGGAUACGACCACGCCGGUGCUGAUGCUGCCAACCUUUACAAUGCUCAAGCUGCUGCCGCCGACAGUGCCAACUCUGCCUACGCCAAGGACAACUACAGACGCAAUUACAACGACGCUGCCAAGAAACAUCAUCUGGUCAAGAAGUUCCACCACCACAACAACGCCGGCGGUAACAACUACGAACGCCUCAACUACAACAAGAAGGACUACAAGGAUAACUUUGCCCAGAACGCUAACGCUGCCCACUCUAAUGCCAACAACUACGCUCAGAGGUAUUACAACGACGCCGCCAACGCAGCAGCCCACAACAACGACAAAUACGCCGCCAACAACGCUGAUAACGCCUACAAAUACAAUGACGUCGCUCAGGCCGCCAACGGCAACGCUGCUAAGAAAUCGAACUACUACAGCCAGGGCGCUGCUAAAGCUGCCGGAGACAGCAACAACGCCGCUGCUUCUAAAUACAACGACUACAACAACGCUGCUGCUGCCCGCGCCAACGUCCUCAACAACUACGCCCACAACAACUAUGGCUCCAAUUCCAAUGCCCAUGCUAAUGCACACGGCGCUGCUACCAACCACGCCGCCGCCACUCAACACGGAACCCCCUACAACAACGGCUUCGGAGUUGGACAUGACGUUGGUGUCGGCCAUGGAGUUGGUGUCGGAAAGGGAUUCGGGGGGUUCGGAGUCGGAAAUGGCGUCGUCGGCGUUGGAUACGGCCGUGGCCUUGCUGGUGGUUUCGGAGGCUCCAAGAGCGGCUACCAGUAUUACUAG